Messenger RNA from Schistocerca piceifrons (Central American locust), 2591 nucleotides. Its product is annotated as synaptic vesicle glycoprotein 2B-like. The coding region runs from base 110 to 2065 and encodes 651 amino acids. Gene Ontology annotation, biological process: transmembrane transport. NCBI's taxonomy places the organism in Eukaryota, Metazoa, Arthropoda, Insecta, Orthoptera, Acrididae. The transcript is spliced from 12 exons. The record is from RefSeq and is a predicted model, not a curated record. Gene Ontology annotation, cellular component: membrane. Gene Ontology annotation, molecular function: transmembrane transporter activity.
CGACGCACGCCGAACGCUGCAUGCAUGAAGUGGCAACUGUUACUGCCGUGUAGACGCGGUCAGCGACGGUCCACUCCUGCGAGGAACUGUCAUUGCCAGAUGACCCAGGAUGCCAGGCCGGAGAUCGACCGGUGUGCUGUCUGAGUCUGCGGCGCUGGUGCGCAGUACAGAAGGCAUGUCGUACACCGAGGAGGGCGGCUCGAUGCUCGCCACCGCGCCGCACGACGAGGCCGCGCUCGACGUCGAAGAGGAGCUCAUGGAUUACGUCGAUUCCGAUAUCUCUGUGCUUGCCCAGUUCCACGAAGAUGCCAUUCGCCAGGCUGGUUCUGGAUACUUCCAAUGGAUGCUGCUCUUUGUUGUUGGUCUUGGCAUGGCUGCUGAUACGGUGGAAUUGUUUGUUGUACCAUACAUCCUGCCCAGUGCUGAAGUGGAGAUGUGUCUUGGCAGCAGGGAGAAAAUCUGGUUAAGUUUCAUUACACUGAUCGGUAUGAUGGUAGGAGGUGUCGUCUGGGGCAAUUUAGCUGACCGAAUGGGACGUCGAAGAACUCUGCUUUCAGCAUUAAGUGUUAACGCAGUAUUCAGUGUUAUUGCUGCAUUCAUGCCAACAUAUGGAACUUUUAUGACUGCACGCUUCUGUAGUGGUGUAGGGAUUGGUGGUGCCAUGCCCAUAGUUUUUGCUUACUACAGUGAAUUUUUACCAAAAUCUGAUCGAGGGAAGUGUCUCAGUUGGCUGUUAAUUUUCUGGGCACUUGGAGGAAUUUUUGUAGCUCUCAUUGCCUGGAUGAAGAUGCCAAGAACAGGUGUUGAUGUAGUCAUGGAAAACAAGGAACAUUUCAGUGCUUGGCACCAGUUUUUGUUGAUUUGUGCCCUACCAUCUCUAGCUGCUAUAAUAGGCCUGAGUUUUGUCCCAGAAUCACCACGUUAUCUUUUGGAAGCUGGCAGAGAAGUUGAAGCUAUGAUGGUGUAUCAGCGUAUCUACAAAACAAACAAUAUGCACAACCCAGCAGCUCAUGCUCAGUAUCAGCUGUCAGAACUAGAACUCCCCAGCAAAAGGCCAUCAGGACGAGGCCUGUCAUCUCCUCCUUCACCUGGGAAAUCUGUGUUAGCUGAUAUGACAUACAGCAUUGAAACAUUUUGGAAUUCCUUCCUUCAGUUGUUUGUGUACCCUCAUCGUAGGUUGACAGCAGUGCUUGUCAUUUUGUGGUUUACUGUUUCAUUUGGGUAUUACGGCUUGACUGCCUGGUUUCCAGAAUACAUAAAGUUAAUGAAAAAUGAGGAAUAUUCAAAUAAAGCUCAAUAUACAAAUGGUAAAAACUUUACAAAUUAUACAUUUAACAGCAGUAUUGAAAAUCAGGUGUUCCAUGACUGCAUUUUCAACAAUGUUCAGUUUAGCCACUUGACUCUAAGUCAUGUGAUAUUUGAAAACUGCACAUUGGACAAUGUUGAAUUUACCAAUAUCAAAUCAAGCAGGACAUACUUCAAAAACUCCAUAGUCAAAUAUUCCAGGUUUGUCGACACCAAUCUUUCUGAUCAGCACUUCAAAAACUGUCUUCUCCAAAAUAAUACCAAACUUAGUUUGAUACCUGGUUGCCAAAAGGAUUUUGAUUACAACAUUUAUUUAAAGGAAGUGUUUCAAGAGAAUCUUGUUGGUCAACUAGCUAUUCUGCCAGGGGCAUUUAUCUCAGGAUUUAUUAUAGACAAGACAGGAAGAGUAAAAGUCAUAGGCAUAUCAAUGUUCCUAUCCAGCAUAGCUGCUUUUUUUAUUUGGUUCCUAGAUACAGAUGCAGCUGUCAUGAUAUUUGAAGCAAUAUUCAAUUUCAUGUUUAUAGCUGGAUGGAAUGUUAUUGAUGUAAUUACUAUUGAGUCCUAUCCCACACACUUAAGGACUACUGGAUUUGGAUUCAUGUGUGCAACAUCCCGUUUAAGUGGAGUUAUUGGUAUGAACACCUUUUUAAGUUCCAUCGGUUCAAGUAGGGCAAUUCCUAUGCUCAUUACAUCUGCUGUCCUCCUCAUUGGAGGAGUAGUAUCAAUCAAACUGCCAGAAACUGGCAGCUCAUUGCUGUAAAAGAUUUUAAGAAUGCAUAUUUGAAUUUUCAUGUUUAGAGAUGCAACAACUACAUUAUGUAGAAACUACUGGUCCAGUUAUGUCCAGGAACACUGAAAGUGAGAAAGAGAAAUGUUUUCUCUGACAGUUGUAAAAACUCAUUGUGCAUAUAUAUUUUAUAUGGCAGUUUAUUUUCAACAGCAGAAAGCAUACAUAUAAUUAUGUGUAUCGUGUUACAUAUGUACACUACAGGCAACUCUAAAAGUAUCCUAAAUAAAAUAAAUAUCCUAGUAUCAGACUAUUAUUUUGACAUACAUUUUGUAAAGAAGUUCAACACAACCAGCUGCAUUUAGUUUUGAAUGCUGCCUCAUCUGUCCAGAGCACUUGUUAGUUUCAAUGAUAUCAGUGGAUGAACAUAAAAAGUAAGUUGUUAACUAAUGUAUCUAUGUGAACAUUAGUAUGAGCAAGAAUAACAAUGAAACAAGUGUCUGUGUAUAUAAAUUUGAAGGCCAUAUCUCCAAAGCUUUAGUAAGAAUAUUUUUUUAAA